AUGUCAGGAGGAAAAGAUCCAUGUUUAACACAAUUGCCCUCACAGAAAAUAUACGAUGAAUUAGAUAAGGGACAGACGUGCCCCACAGGAGCACAGGGGCAAUGUUCCAAUGAGCAAACCAUAGAACAGGUGAAGGGACCAUUAGAAGUGUACACAAGUGCUGAAAGUUAUGCCGAAGACAUUGCAAACGCCUGGUAUUACGCGUGUAAGAAGGAGGGGGGCAAACCACCGGACGAUAAACCCUGUUAUUUUUUUUACUAUUGGCUAGGCAGUAAAAUAACAGGAAUAUUAAAUAGCGAAUACAACUUUGGGAGAACCAUGGCUGCAAUUUACAAGAAAUUGGGGCAAGAAGGAGGCCAAUGUAAUAAUAUCUGUAAGGACUUAUACGAUGAUAUUAGCCAAAGUGUUUUCAUUCUGAGGAAGGAAAUAUUCGACUAUUAUUAUAAUUAUAAUGUUCUACAGGGGAAAAAAGAAAGUAAUGAAUUUUUAUGCAGUAAUGAAUGUGCGACGUAUUUAGAGGGAGUUAACAAAGCAUAUUCAAAUAUAAGCAGCAGUUGUGGGGGAGAUGGUAAGAGUGAUCCAUAUUGUAACGAAUUUACGCAGGGAUAUAAGAACUAUUUUAAAGACAGGGAACUAAUAUUACCAUGUAACAGAACGACUGGAGCAGAACCUGCAGUAGAAUCAGAGGACGAAGGUACCAUUUCAGGAGACGAGGAAGAAGAGGACCUCCCAGAGGACUUCCUAGAGGACAACGAGGAGGAAGGUUUGAAGGAUUUACCUUCAAGGAAAAAGUAUAAAGAAUUGGAUAAGAAGGCCAACAGCGAUAAUAAUGGGAAUUGCAGUAGUAAGGUGAAGGAAGAAUUAGGAAAGAAUAAUAUUAAUGGCAAUGUUAAAAAUAGAAUUAUGGGGGCAUUUUGCCAUAUAUAUACAAUGGAAAGCGGUAGACGUAAAAGAGAAGGGUGGUGGGAUUAUUUUUAUUACUGGGUGGGUAGAAUGUUAUCCAAAAAUAGGGAUGACACAUAUUUCCAGGCAGCUAUGAAAGGAUGUAAAGGCGGAAUGGACGAUAGUCAGAGUAAACAUGACUGUGACUUCCUUCGCGCUCCAGAGGAAAGAAAAGUCUUUGAAGCCUCAAAAAUUACGUUCGAUUAUUAUAAGGACAAGGAUACCAUAAUGGACGAGGUGAGGCCUCAGGGGGGACAGUGCCCCAAAGAGUAUAACACAUAUUUGGAGAAAGUGCAGCUUGCUUAUAAAAUUAUGCGUGCUAAAUGUAGAGGGGGGAAUAGUUAUGAAUGGUGUAAACAUUUUAAGGAUCAGUAUCCGGAAUAUACAAAGAAGAAAACUUUGAAGUUAAAGUGUAAACUGGAACCUAGGGUUAAGCAUAAACGCAGGGAGGAGCCUUCAUCUCUAGCAAAACAACCUUCUUUAAUUAGUUCAGAUCCUCCGGGAAGUAGCACCAUCCCUGCCAUAUCUGGUACAUUGGGCACCACAAUAGGAGCUGCAUUGGUCUCCUUCUUUUUAUAUAAGUAUACCUCCCUAUUCCGCGGAAUAGGUAACACUUCCAGUAGAAGCAACAGAAAGAAGAGAUCCACCACACAUAACUCCGAUGUCUUCACAGAAGACGAUUCUUCUACAGAAUUUUCAUCAGAAUUAAAUUCCACACUUGCUUCCACAUACGAAUCAACAGAAUAUUCCACAGAAUAUGACAACACACAAUCUACCAGAACAGGACGGGCAGCAAAUAAUAAUAAUAGAAAAAACGGGCAACAUAGGAAUAAUAUAAGGUAUCAACGUAUGUAG
Plasmodium coatneyi is the source of this 1797-nucleotide messenger RNA. RefSeq names its product KIR protein. Bases 1 to 1797 code for a protein of 598 amino acids. NCBI's taxonomy places the organism in Eukaryota, Apicomplexa, Aconoidasida, Haemosporida, Plasmodiidae. The transcript is spliced from 4 exons. The record is from RefSeq and is a predicted model, not a curated record.